GUUGAUGUCCUUGUUACGUUACUGUUUUGGUCAAGCACAGCCAUACCUGAGAAUACUGAUAGUGCUCGUUACUUAACAAGUGGUCUUCUGAAAACUGUCAUGACCAGAACACAACAUGAAAAUCGAGCAGUGUUCAGAAACAAUCUGGAAAUUGURAAAACYAUGGUAGAAGUCUGGAAAGACAGGAUUGAAGUUCCUACAAGUGUCAUCCAAGAAGGUUUUUCUGGCGAAGAUCCUUCCAAGAAUGACAAUGCUACAGGAAUUCAAUUGCUUGGCGUGGUCUUGGCUAAUAACUUGUCACCAUUUCAAUCAAGUCACUAUACGGAUGAAAAAAGUUUCUACGCGAAGCUCAUCAACAAUCUGUCGUUUAAAUACAAAGAAGUGCAUGCCGCUGCUGCAGAGGUUAUCGGAAUGAUGCUGAAGCAACUUGCAAAUAAUGGAAAGUUGGCAGACAGUCCGUUAGAGGAUAUGGUAUCAUCCAAGCUACAAUCGUUUGUUACAUCCAACGCAGUCGACACAACCAAGUACAUAACUUGUGUACACAAGCUACAGCUCCACUUUCCACCAAUUGUAGAUAAGUUCAUGAAUCGUAUUCUGUUUAUUCUACCAACGGUGCAUGGAAGUUUUAAGACUCUCUGUCUGGAAAUCAUCCUCUCUCGGGUUGGACAUACAUCGAAUAUUUUUCAAGAACUCAAAUCAAAAGGAUUAAAGGACAUGCUUGGUUUUAGAGAUGAGGAAAUGCACGUUGUACUUCUGAAAAUUAUCCAUGGUUUGCUGGAAAAGCUGUCGAUGAAUGACCUUCAGUACAUCAUGCCAUCCAUAACAGCCAUGUCAACCAGUAGUAGCGUGGUAUGCCGGGAACUCUUGUAUGACAUCCUUAUAUGGAUAUACGAUAUGUACAGAAAUGACCAAAUGUUUAGGGAGGAAGAAGGCGCCGAAGAAGUCCUUGCCUCAGCUAAAGAUUAUUUGUUGCAAGGUUUAAUCGACAAAAAUAAAGAAUUGCGACUAAAAAUGCAGAACUUUUGGAGCGACGAAACACGUCUUCCCAACACAACCCUGGAGAGGCUUGUAGAUGUUCUAAGUGCUAUGUAUUCACCAAAUACAGAAUCGCAGUACUUGAGCUACACGACCAACCUUAUACUGCAUCUUACCUCUGUCAGUCCUGAUUUCAACCGACUCAUUUUUGAGCAGCCUCUAUCAGAAUGCAAGUUUGAGGAUUACCCAAUUGACUACUCAUGGCACCAGAGAAACGCGAGCAUGACCCCCCUGUUCAUUGCUACACAGGGCUCUAUUGCUACAGGAAUGAGUCAGAGCCAGGGGGGUUCCAUGAUGGCUGGCAUGGUCAGAGCUACUCAAUCUCGAGUCUUUACUCCAACCCAAGAUAUGGAAAAAUCUCAAACAUUUGAUUGGCUCAAUCCAAGUAGUCAGGUUGAUGGGCAGCCUGUUCGUCCUUCAUUUGUGGUUGGGACAUCUGAGACCCAGUCCUCUCUCUUAUUUGUCAAAACUCCUGACCUUAAAAGGAAGUACAAGCAGGUACCACGUGAUUUUGGUAGUAAGAGACUGGGAACCACACAGUCAAGCACACAAUCUGACCCACAAGAUUUAAACGAACAGCAAGAAAUCCUAAAACUGAAAAGACGAUUUCUGAAGAAUGACGCCAUUAGCAGGAACUUCUUUGCAAAACGAGAAAUGAUGAGAAAGAAAAUGCGAGAGGAAAUCAAAAGCCGUCAGCAGGCAUCACGUGAUAGUCACGUGGUCAUGUACCGGAAGUACCGUGUGGGAGAUCUCCCUGACAUUCAAAUAAAGCAUUCCGAGCUUAUUGCCCCUUUACAAGCUGUUGCCCAGAAUGACAGCAACAUUGCAAAGCUUUUGUUUUCAUCACUGGUGCAAGCCAUUUUCAAAGAAGCAGAGCAAGAAGGUGUGGAUAGCGUGCGCGAUAUACAAUCAGCACUAACAAACAUGGCGGAAUCCUCGACGCAAUAUUUUGCACCAUUCGUGUCUAGUAUACAGGGWAUUUGCUUCAAUCUCUCUAAGCUGUCCAUGAAGCCUUCAUUAGUUAGUAUUUCAUCGCUCACCAGCCUUCAACAACCCGUCGGGAUCAUGCUCCUUGAGAGACAACUUCUCACAAAUGUUGACGACGGAGCUAAAAAACCAAAACAAGCUCGAUUAGAAAGCAGAACAGACUCUGGAAACACAGAGACUUGGCUUGAACUUGCCAAGUUGUAUCGGUCAAUAGGAGAGUAUGAUGUAGUUCAGGGAAUUUUUAGUGAUCACAUUGGCACACAAGCUAUUACUAAGAAGGCAUUGGAAUUUGAAGCACGUGGGGACUACGCCCAGGCGCUCAAGUAUUAUAACCAGGCAAUGGACUGUGAAGAAUGGACUAAUGAUGAACUAGUCCAGGAAGAAGAGGAUCUAUGGGAUGAUGCUAGACUUAAGUGUUUUGAUCAACUAUCUCAGUGGGAGAAUCUCGAAAAGUUUUCUUUAAUAAAUAUCGACGAGAACGAUCCACCUGACCUGGAUAAAGUGUGGUCAGAAACAUUCUACCAGGAACAUUAUCUGCCAUUUUUAGUUAGAAGUAAACUAAAGCAGUGUUGUGAAGGUGGAGAUACUACUGUCUUGGGUCGGUUUAUGAAUCGAGCAUCACAAUUCGAGGAGAGACAAGCUUUCAUUGAAAGUCGCCAUAGUGAAGAUCUGGCUUUACUGCAUAUCUUAAACAGUGACUACGACAGAGCAAGAUACUACGUGGCCAACUGUUUACAAGGAUUUCUAAUGGAUUGGGCGGGCCUUGACUCAAUGAUGGUAGGAAGUCGCUUGGCAAAGUUACAAUCACUGCAGACAAUCACUGAAAUGAAGGAAUUCCUGGACUUCGUUGCCAAUGAAGAUAAUUUCAGCAGUGCGUUGCCACUCAAACAGCUCUUUGAAAAGUGGUUGUCAAGGUUUCCUGACCGAAAAUUCCAUCCAAUCAGCGUAUGGGAUGACGUCAUAACUAACAGAUGUGUUUUUAUGCAAAAGAUUCUUGACAGAUUUGACAGCACAUCUCAAUGGUCAGAAUCACUGGACUCUCAAGAUGGAAGUUCUGGCCUUAAAAAUGUCGAAAAUCAAGUGAGACGUCAAAAUGUCUUGUUCCACUUAGAAAUUGCAGAGGCUGCCAAGGAACAGUUAAACUUUCCAGUAUCAACAAAGCAUUUACGUCAAGCUUUGAAAGUGAUUAUGGAGGAUCUUAAAGACGAAAGUCUUCAUCUAAAGUGGACGCAUGCGUACACUUGUAUGCAGCACAAAAAAUCGCACACGCUUGCUGCGACAGAGUCAGUGGAAACUGCUAUAACAACCAUUGGUGAACUAGAAAAGUUUUCAGAUAACAGGGAACUUUUACGUAAUCCCGCAAUGGCCUUGCGUCACCAUCUACUGAAAAGUCGUACGUACGACAUCGUUUAUACAGCUAUUGAAAGUGAAGGCGACCAUGUCAUUGGAUCCCUAGAUGAUGUGCAUCGACAACAGCUAUCAACAUUGUGUGGUAAUGCAGAAUCCUCUGAACAGAUUGUAAGUCAGUUGAUGAUUCGUUCCUUCACGUCCCUGCAAAAUGCCAUCAAAACAGCCAAGGGAAUUGAGGAACAAAAUGGACAGUCAAGCAGUAGUAUGRUAGAAGCCAUGAUGGUUAUGGUGAAGUUUUGUGAUUCUGUGUUGCGUAAAAGAGAAGACGACUUAGAAAAUGCGCCACAAAUUGAUGUCAAGCUAUUCCCUGGGAUCGUGGUGCGCUACGUCCUCAAAGCMAUGACAUAUUGUUCAGAAGAAGCACAAAGAAGAUUCCCUCGUUUGCUACARCUUGUGGAAAUCUAUCCUGACACUCUUAAUCCCUUCGUGAAAAAGGCGUCGAUUGUACCAUGUUGGAUGUUUAUUGGAUGGAUCAAUCARAUUGUUGCUUUAAUGGAUAAAAAGGAAGGACCUGCUGUACAUAAUAUUCUACACCAGCUGGCGACCCACUAUCCACAGGCUCUUUGUUUCCCUUUCAAAAUCAGUAGCGAACAGUUUAGUUUUGAAAACUCCAAAGUUGGAAAAGCCAACAAGGAGGCUGUSACCAGRCUUCRUUCUCUUCUUGAAAAUCAACUACUUGAUGAUUUCAUUGCCGCCUUGGAGCAACUCCAAAAUCCACAGCACGCUUUCAAAGACUGGUAUGACGAAAUGAAGCUGCGUUUCGACGAAGUUCAAAAAACUGGAGAUGGAAGUUUGGUUGUCAAAUGCUACAAGGACAUGUACAAAAGAUUACUGGACCAUAAAGCAGCUCAGAGGUCGGCCAGGGAAUCAAGGACUCAGAGUGGAGUUGAAUUAGGAGCAUAUAGAGUGAAAUUGGCCCAGAAAAUUGCAUCAGAUUUCGAGAAGUGUUUUGGAAGCGAUGGCAGCAAGUUGCUAGGAAUGAAAGCCAAGAACUUUGAUGAUAUUUAUCGAGGUAUUAAGCGAAAGAUAGACAAUUUGAAACUACCAGAACCUCGUGGUACCUUAAAGGAGUUUUCCCCAUGGCUAAACAACUUUCAGUCCAGCAACUAUACACAAAAACUCGAAAUACCUGGACAAUACACGGGUCGUUCAAAGCCGCUUCCUGAGUAUCAUGUCAAGAUUGAUAGUUUUGACGAAAGGGUUUUGACCAUGCCGUCCAUUCGGCGUCCUAAACGUAUCACUAUACGAGGGGACGAUGAAAAGGAGUACAUGUUUCUAGUCAAGGGAGGAGAGGACCUAAGAUUGGAUCAGCGAAUAGAGCAACUUUUUUGUGCAAUGAAUGACACCUUGAACGCUGAUCCCGCAUGCAAGAAACGUAGCCUGCGGCUUCGCACUUACGAGGUCAUUCCCAUGACUCCUCGGGUUGGUUUGAUUGAGUGGAUGACGAACACUAAACCACUCAAAUCCGUCCUUGAAGGUGAGAUGACAAGCACUGAACUACAGCAAUUCAAAAGACUUAUGCAAAUGCACGACAGCUGGAUCCAAAAGUACUGCAUCUCGUCUACACCUCAUAACCCAAAGGCAAGAUAUGGCGCAAUGUACAGCAAGGCAAGUCGAACGGAAACGGAAACUGAUUUUCUAAAGAAACAGGGGCAGGUGCCGGGGGAUAUAUUAAGGCGAGCCUUUACCAAGUUAGCUGCAUCUCCAGAAGCAUUUUUGACUCUCCGUUCACAUUUCGCUCGCACGCAUGCGUGUUUAUGUAUUUGUAAUUACUUGGUUGGGAUUGGAGACCGUCAUUUAUCUAAUCUAAUGAUUGAUACUGUAACUGGUGGGAUGGUAGGAAUUGAUUUUGGCCAUGCAUUUGGCUCAGCUACUCAGUUUUUACAAGCCCCUGAGCUGAUGCCGUUUCGUUUAACACGACAAAUCGUCAAUCUUCUUCUUCCGUUGAAAGAAUCGGGUUUGCUUCGUAGCACGAUGAUUCAUACAMURCGUGCACUAAGAGAAAACCACGAACUACUCCUCAAUACAAUGGAUGUGUUUGUCAAAGAACCAUCGCUGGACUGGAAAGUAUAUGCUCRAAAACAAGCCGCUUCUCAAGGAAUAAAAGAAGAAGACGAAAAAGAUUCAGCGUGGUAUCCUAAAGAGAAGGUUAAGACAGCAAAAAAGAAGUUCCUUGGUGCAAAUCCUGCCUUCAUCACCAGGGACGACAUUCGUCUGGGACACGGUAAUAGAGGCAAGGAGUUCGAGGGGAUGAAAGCAGUUUGCCUUGGUGACAAGAAAGUCAAUAUACGAGCAAGAGUACCAGAAAAUGGUCUGACGGUAGAAACACAGGUGGACUGCUUAAUCGAUCAAGCCACAGAUCCUAACCUUCUCGGUCGAACCUAUGCUGGAUGGGAACCUUGGGUCUGAGUUGGGAAAWCCGCUUAUAUACUACAGACYUUAGUUUCRCUUCCURCAGYUUAUYGAAGAAAUGUUGUCACGUUUAAAAACGUAUAUCAGUUAAGGUAGGGCCGAAGAGUUGUAUGGGAUGCUAUUUAAUGAUAGGCAGGUUAUUCUAUGAUUUGUUUAUAAAACAAGAAUAUCAUACAUGUACAACUAAAUUGAAUUUUAUUAUCGUUAGUAUUUCAAUUAUAACUGGAUCAUUGAUCAAACACUUCUAUAAAUCUACUUGUUUUGAAUUUGUCAAAUAAUAAUUCUUGAGUACCUACAUCAAACAAUUGCACUUGUUUAAAAUACGAAAAAGUAAGUAUAAAAACGAGCCGUAGCCGAUCGAGCUCGAUAGCACAAUGUUUUCUCCACUUGAGUUAGUAUAUAGUAUUAUUAACACAUCGUUGCAAUGUAAUUAGAGCGAAAGCAGCGGUUUAGGACAAUAUCGUGUAUGCUAGUUAGAAAAAUACGUUCAAUAUUACGAUUGUACAUUUAAGAUGUACAGAUUAAUAAAUGCUUUAAUAACUUGAUGCGUAA
Messenger RNA from Exaiptasia diaphana, 6396 nucleotides. RefSeq names its product DNA-dependent protein kinase catalytic subunit. NCBI's taxonomy places the organism in Eukaryota, Metazoa, Cnidaria, Anthozoa, Actiniaria, Aiptasiidae. The annotation marks the transcript as partial. Gene Ontology annotation, molecular function: protein binding; DNA-dependent protein kinase activity. The record is from RefSeq and is a predicted model, not a curated record. Gene Ontology annotation, cellular component: nucleus. Gene Ontology annotation, biological process: telomere maintenance; double-strand break repair via nonhomologous end joining; intrinsic apoptotic signaling pathway in response to DNA damage. The transcript has 46 exons.